Molecule: messenger RNA, 1162 nt
Organism: Abrus precatorius (Indian licorice)
Lineage: Eukaryota; Viridiplantae; Streptophyta; Magnoliopsida; Fabales; Fabaceae
Exons: 3
Coding region: 123-653 (176 amino acids)
Source: RefSeq, a predicted model, not a curated record
GUGCUAGAAGGAGCUGUAUAGAUAGAGACCCUUGCUUACUUCACCUCCUUCCCUUUCUUCCUUCAUUAUCUCUCUCAUUUUCUUCUUCUUCUUCUUUGUUGCAAGAAGCUAAGAUAAGAGAAAUGGGAAAUUGCCAAGCUGUGGAUGCUGCAGUGCUUGUGAUCCAGCACCCUUGUGGGAAGAUAGAGAGGUUGUAUUGGCCAGUCACAGCAAGUGAAGUCAUGAGAACCAACCCAGGUCACUAUGUGUCUUUGAUAAUACCAUUGCCUGUGCAACCACAUGACCAAAACCAAGACCAUAAAACGGUGCGUUUCACCCGUGUUAAGCUUCUUAGGCCUAAUGAGACUCUCAAUCUUGGCCAUGCUUAUAGGCUCAUCACCACUCAAGAGGUUAUGAAGGUGUUGAAAGCAAAGAAACAUGCAAAGACAAGAAAGCCACAAGGAGAGACACUUGAGAAGAUGCAUACAGUGCAGAUGGAGAAGCAGGGUUCAGCUAAUGAGACACAAGCAGAAGGGGAGUCUGACCCUGGAAAGACAAAUCAGGGAAUGGGAGCAGAGAGACAAAGACUAAGGGUGCCUUCAGGAAAUCCUGCUGUACUGAGGUCAAAAUCCUGGCGCCCCUCUUUGCAAAGCAUUUCAGAGUCCACAAGUUGAUUGGUGCAAAGUUGUGGCAUGCAUAGUGGCCCAUAGAAUGUUAUAUGAUUGCCUCUAUAGUGUCAGAUGUUCGUCCUGGAUUAUUCAUGUUACAUGGGCAUGGAAAUUCAACAGAGGUUUGAACCAAGAUUUUAGAUUUCUCUUCCAUCACUAAUCACACCCUCAACAGCAAAACCAUGCUCAAGUGGUAACAUGUUUGUAUAGCACCAACAAGAAGAAUAAGAAAAGACAGAAAAAAUAGAGUAAUGAAUGUAAAAAUCUAUUAGAGUGAGUUUUGUGAUUGAUAUAGUUACAGCAGCAUCCACACCUUUCUUUUAGUUAUUAGAUUUAGCAAAUGAGCAAUUCCUACGGACAACUUGAAGAGAACUUUUUUAUUGCAAAAAAAGAAAAGGAAAAAAAAAACAUGAAGGGGAAAUAAUUAAUAUUAGUUGAGUUCCAAAGUUCCAAGUCCAUACUAACAUAAUUUUGACCCAUAAUGUUGAUGCUCUUGCAGCCAGAAUUGCUGCUAG